CCUCUCUGUCGUGGUGUUGUCCGCUAGCCUGUCCAAUGCCACAGACGACCCCAUGACCACUGCCAACCACGAGGCCCCCGUUGACCCUGUGGCCCCGUCUUGCCCAGAGCGCCAGGAGGCCUUUGACGGUUCCUGCUAUGAGUUUGUGAGGCUGAAGCGCACCUUUUUGAGUGCCCAGAGCUGGUGUGAGAGGGGUGGCGGGCACCUGCCGUUCGUCCUCAAUGACGAGACUCAGCAGUUUCUGCAGAAGCACCUGGAUCCGGGGCUCGACUGGUGGCUGGGCCUGGCGCCCGCCUCCCAGAACCUCACCCUGGACCCCGCGGCUCCUGAAGGUCCCCUCUCCUGGCUUGAUGGCUCCGACGUGAGCUAUGCCAACUGGGUUAGGGACCCCCUGGAUGGGGCUGGGUGUGGCCUCAUCCUGAGGGACUCUGGGUUCCAGUGGGAGGCAACUGACAACUGCAGCCAAGAACUCGACUUCAUCUGCGAGUUUGAGUCUGGCCACGCCCUGGCCUGUGCGGAUUACAACGCGACGCUCCAGUGCGGGUCCGGGCAGGUGGUUCAGAUUGACGACGGCUUCUACGGCCGGAAGACCGUGCAUUACUGCCAGGCGAGCCGGGGGACCUCGCCGUCAGCCGCCCAGGAGGAGUGCAGCUGGGUGGACGUGGUGGACUUGGUGAAAGGACACUGCCAUGGGCUGCAGGCGUGUCAGGUGGCCCUGGAUGUAGCAUCGCUUGGGGAGCCCUGUCCAGGACUGGGAAGCUAUCUGUCUGUGGAGUACCACUGCAAAGACGGUCUCCGACUGUUAAUGAGCAAGCUGGCUGCCGUUUUUGACAAUGUCACAAUCACAGUCAAGUGGCUACUCCACCCAUUCCAGGGAAAUCUCACCUGCACCCUCAGCGCUGGCGAUGGGCACACUGUCGACCCCUACAGUCCAGAGAAGUCAGAAAGCAGCAUGGUUCACAAGUAUACCCGGCCUGGCAUUUUCACGGUUGGGGUGGAGUGCACCACCAGCGAGUGGCAUGUGACUGCACAGAAAACCAUUACCAUUCAAGAGCCAAUCGGCGAGUUUGGUGUCAUUCGGUGCUAUGGUUUGAACCAAUCAGGGGACAGCACAAACUGCAAGGCCCUUUAUGGCAGCACUUUGAACAUCCAGGUGGAGGUGAAUGCAGGGACCAACAUCACAUACAAAGUCCAGAGCGGUCAGACCGUCCUGGCCACGGCGACCGCGGUGCGAGGGAUCCACCCUGAGAACAUCACAGUGGACCAGGACGCCCAGCUGCAGCUGGGACCGGGCUGCCACCAGCUCACCCUGCUGGCCUCCAAUGAGGUGACCGCCGUGGAUGUCUCUACGGAGAUUCUGGCCUGCUUCCUGGAGCCGGUGGGGGGCCUGGAGGCCUGGCUGCUGUCGUCGGGGGACGAGCUGUGCACGGGGUCCGAGCUCCGGGUCAACGUCUCGCUGGCCCGUGGGUCUCCUGCGCGGCUGCUCUUCCGCAUAUCCAACGGCAACAGCAGCGUCUACGAGACGAGGGAGAUGAUGAACAGCAGCCUCCAGGAGUUUGGGGUCGCAGCUGAUGCACAAGCAGACAGACUGGUGGAUAUUUACAUGAAAUAUUUUCCAACUGCAACAUUCCAAGUGAGUGUCAGAGCAGCAAAUGACCUAUCAGAGAUGGACUUGGAUGUGGGAAGCAUAACUAUGGUUUGCAACAGUUCUCAAACCAAUGAGACCAACGAACAUUCCAGAGUCCCCCGGGGCGAUUCCAACGUUAAUAUCGAAAUGUCACCAAAGAAUCCAGUCAUCGGUGACUCUGUUACACUCCAGGUGAAAGACCUGCCAAAAAGCAGUAGUGAUUACAAUUUUGCCUGGAACUGCAGUGGCGGGUGUAAAGAUGGCUGCCCAACAGGCAAUUUAGAAAAUCUGGAAAUUCCCAGUAAAUGCAUGCCAGACACAUUUGACGUUGCUAAGUACACUGUCAAAGCAUCCCUAAAAAAUGGUGAUUCAGGCCCCGAGAGAGCAUCCCAAUGUAUAAUUGUAAAGCCAAAGGAGGAUUUGAAAAUAAGUAUAAGCUGUUCUGCCUGCAACCCAGUGAACGCCAAUCAAAACAUUAACCUGCAACUGACCUGCGAGGGCUGCCAGACUAUUAAAUGGUACACAGUGGACAUCAAUGAUGUGGAAGACGGCCUGAAGCGGUGUUAUGACUCCAAGAUGCCAGGGAAACUAAUACUCAAGGAUACGGGCCCCAGCAGUCUGCAACUGUCAAGUUCCGAGCUAAAAGCUGCCAAGCUGAAUAUCAAAGUUGUGGUCCUAGGCAUAGCUAACGGGAAGUCUGGAUCUGACACCUAUACCAUUGACCUGAAUCGACCCACCCCCAGUCCCCCCCGUCCUGGCUUCACGUGUAGCAUCGACCCUUUGAAGGGGACAAUUCUGACACCUUUUACUGUGACCUGCUCCAUGCCCAUGCCAUCCUGUUCAAGCCCCUGUACUUUCUGCCUCAGUGCUGGGAAAGGUAAACAUCUAGACUGUGGAAAUGUUCCUGCCAUGACGUCGCUCUUCCUCCCUCUCGGGGAUAAGAAGAAGGACUACAGUCUGACUCUGUCUGCCACUGUGGAAAACAAGGCAGGGUUCAGUGAGAGCUACUCAUUGACUACCCAGGUGACGGACACCAGUUCAGGCUCCAAUGUGCAGGACCUGCAGACCCAGGUUUCAGAGCAGGUGUCAAAGCUGCAGCAGCAGGGCAAGCUCUCUGGGACAGUCCUGGCAAAUAUGUACCAAUCUGUGUCCGCCAAGCUGAACGAGGGCACUGGAGGGGAAAAGGAAAAGAGCACCAGGAUGGAGAUGCGGGAGGAGAUGCUGGCCAACAUGUCUGCAGUGCUGCAGAGUGACCCCAGCGGUGAUGGCCUGGACGUGCUGGCUACUGCUGUGGCCUUGGAAGGACUCACUCACCUGAGUGAUGAGCUGACAGCCUCUGCUCAGAUUCAGGCGAGCACACUGCUGUGCAACCUCAGCCUCAUCCUGAUGUCCGUUAACAGUUCCAACACGGAGGAGGCCGAUCUAGUGAAAGAGGCGGCGGGGCCCAUCAUCAUGACUGCCAGCAACAUCUUAACGUCAUCCUCCAAUUCAAGCAAUAAGCGCGAGAUCUCUGGUGUCCUGCUGAACACCAUAGACCAUGUGCAGUCCGCUCUACUGGAUGGGACGAGCACCGGUGAAGAGCCUAUCGUCUACAGCUCCCCAGAGAUCACCGUUUACGUCAACAGGAUGGAGCCAGAUCAGCUCCAGAGUCAGGCCGUCAAAGUUCAGAACAGCACCACAGCCAGUUUCACCUUCCCUCCCAUGCAGGAAGAUCUGGUGUCUGGUGAACCUGUGGAUGUGCGGAUGAUGAGCUUUGCGACAAACCCCUUCUCCUGGCAUGAGGAGGAGCCAAUCAGUGGGACAGUGGGAUCCCUGUCCCUCACCAGAAAUGACGGCUCUGUCAUUCCUGUGGCGAAUCUGACCAAAGAAAUCGAGAUCUUCUUGCCAAGGCCCGAUGGACAGCAGGUGAACAGCACAGUCCUGGACCUGAGAAACUUCAGCACGGUGGCCAUUAACAUGACCACGCCCAACAUCUCCCUCGUGGUCCGGCUGGACCCCUCAGAAGACAUCACCCUGCGCCUGCUCUUAGGGUUCCAGUACUACCCAAAGGACGCCCACUACGAGGCACAGACACAGCUGCCCCACCCAGAUGUCCCGCCAGAGGAGCAGUACACAUGGGUACUGGGUCCACAGGAACUGGCAGCGGGUGUUGGAGAGUACUUUAUUUUGGUGAGACCCGUAGUGAGUGCGGGGGUUAACUCCACCAAUGCCAGAGUGUCCGUCACCUCCAUUGCCGCUCAGUGCAAGUACUGGGACGAGGCUGAAGCCGGCUGGAACAACCACGGAUGCAGAGUCGGCCCCCUCACCAAUGCAUCGGCCACUCAGUGCCUGUGCAACCACCUGACCUUCUUUGGGAGCUCCUUCUUUGUCAUGCCCAACAAGGUGGACGUCUCGCGCACGGCCGAGCUCUUCGCCACCUUCGCCAACAACCCUGUGGUGGUCUGCUUCGUGGGCUCCCUCUUCCUGGCCUACCUGAUAGUGGUGGUGUGGGCUCGCAGGAAGGACAUUGCCGACACUGCCAAGUUGAAGGUGACCAUGCUUCAGGAUAACGACCCCCUGGCUCAGUACCGCUACAUGUUGCACGUCAGCACAGGGCACCGGCGGGGGGCAUCCACUUCCGCACAGGUCACUGUCACUCUGCUUGGAUCGGAAGGGGAGAGCGAGCCGCACCACCUCACUGACACAGACAAGCCGGUGUUUGGGAGGGGAGACACGGACAUGUUCCUGCUGACCACGCCCUUCUCCCUGGGGGAGCUGCAGAGCAUCAGGCUGUGGCAUGACAACUCGGGGAGCCACCCCGCCUGGUAUGUGGACAAGGUGAUGGUGCACGACCUUGAGACCGGACAGAAGUGGUUCUUCCUGUGUAGCUCCUGGCUGGCCAUAGAUAUGGGUGAUUUCCUCCUGGACAAAGUCUUCCCUGUCGCCACAGAGAUGGAUAUGAAGAGGUUCAGCAAUCUGUUCUUCAUGAAGACAGCCAAGGACUUCCGCGACGGCCACAUUUGGUUCUCUGUGGUCAGCCGGCCCCCGAACAGCAACUUCACCCGCGUGCAGCGAGUCUCCUGCUGCUUCUCCCUGCUGCUCUGUACCAUGCUCACCAGCAUCAUGUUCUACGGCGUCCCCACCGACCCGUCUGAGCAGAAGAUGGACCUGGGUCAGAUUGAGUUCACCUGGCAGCAGGUGAUGAUUGGCAUCCAGAGCUCCAUAAUAAUGUUUCCCAUAAACCUCUUCAUCGUGAGCAUCUUCCGGAACACCAGGCCGCGAGAGAGGAAGCCGAAGCAGCCCAAAUCAGAGUCUGGCAAGCAGGGAAAGACGGGUCGGGUCUCCCCUUCCCAGCCUCCCUCUCCACAGACCGGCCACAGGGACAUCACCCCCGAUGCCAUCAUCAAGGACAUCAAGAGGAUAGCGCAGUCACUCUCCAAGACCAUGAAGAGCCCCAUCCCAAAGCUGGAGACAGAAUUCAGCAGGACGGCCGACAUCAAUGACCUGCUGUCGCUGGUGGAGGGUAUCAUCAGGCAGCAUAACCGGGCGGGCGAAGAGUUCUACAGCGACAGCAGCAAGAAAGAUGGAGCUCUGGUGCUCACCCUGGGAGCAGUCAACCUGCAAGAAAGCAGCCCCGGCGAGCGGCCGGACUCGGCGACGGGAAACGGCCAGCGGCGGAGCGACUACAGCCAGUACCUGCACCGGCAGCUGCUGCAUGUGGAGAAGGAGCUUGAGCUGCUGGGCCCCGCCCGCUUCCCAGAGCCCCACAGCCACGCCCGGGCGGUGCAGCAGGUCCAGCACAUGAAGGGCCUGCUGAAGUCUCACCUCUCCUCCUCCGGCUCCUCCUCCGAGGACCAGCCUGAAGGCGGAGGCACCAGCGGCGGCAAGUGCUGCAAAGGGGGCCUGCCCUGGUGGUUCGUGUUCGUGGGCUGGCUGCUGGUGGCGGCGACCAGCGUUGUUUCGGCCUACUUCACCAUGAUCUACGGGCUGACCUAUGGGCUGCAGCGCUCGAUCAGCUGGCUCAUCUCCAUGGUCGUGUCCUUCUUCGAGAGCAUCUUCAUCACCCAGCCGCUCAAGGUCUUGGGUUUUGCUGUUUUCUUUGCCCUGGUUCUGAAAAAAGUUGAUCAGGAGGAAUAUGGAGAUGCUCCCGUCGAAGGAGCGCUUGUAAACUCAGAUGACCCAGAUGCAGUGCUGAGUGCUCGGCGGGACAGUACCUGCAGCUUCUACCAGCCCCCUCCCCCCACUGACAUCGAGAAGAUGAGGAGCAACAUGAUCAAGGAGCAGAAAGUGUUCGCACUCUUCAGGGAGAUCAUCACCUACUUGGGGUUCCUGUGGAUGCUGCUCCUCAUAGCGUACGGUCAGCGGGACCCCAAUGCCUACUUCCUCACCCAACACAUACAGCAGAGCUUCAGCAACGGGAUCCCUGACACAAUGAGCCAAAAAGACGUCUUCACUUGGGCAAACACCACCCUGCUCAGCAACCUCUUUGGAGAGUACCCAGGAUUCAUCACGGACGGGAACAGCAAGCUGGUGGGCAGUGCACGUAUUCGGCAAGUGAGGGUGCAGAGCAAGUCCUGCCCUAUUGCCCGCUCCAUGCGCCACUCCGUCCUGGACUGCCAGGCCCCGUACUCCUGGGAUGUGGAGGACAUGGGCUCGUAUGGGCCAGGCUGGAACAGCUCGGCCCACACCAACGUCUCGCUCCCCCCCAGCCCCUGGCAGUACCAGAGCCAGGGCAAGCUCCGGGCACCCCCCACAUGGGGCAGCGUGGUUCUGUACAGAGGUGGGGGCUUUGUGGCUGACCUGGGGCCGGACCUUGAGACCGCCAUGAGUGUCCUUCAGUACCUGUUUGACAACACUUGGUUGGAUGUGUACACACGGGCGGUCUUUGUGGAGUUCACGGUCUACAACGCCAACAUCAAUCUCUUCUGCAUCGUCACCAUAAUGAUGGAAACCGCGGCUGUGGGGGCUUUCCAGUUCUACUCUAAGCUGCAGGCUGUACGUCUCUACCAGUCAACUGGUGGCCUAAGCGCCUUCGUCAUGGCCUCGGAGGCCAUAUACUUCCUCUUCAUCCUCUACUAUAUGUUUGUUCAGGGGAAGCUGAUGAAGCAGCAAAAGUGGGAAUACUUCCGGUGCAAGUGGAACCUUCUUGAGCUGGCCAUUAUAAUCCUGAGCUGGAGUGCACUGUCAGUCUUCAUCAAGAGGACACUGCUGGGGAACCGUGACAUGGAGUUCUACCAUGACCACAAGGACGAGUUUGCCAGUUUCUACGACACGGCGGCGGCAGACUCUGUCCUGGGUUACCUCAUUGCCUUCCUGGUGCUUCUGGCCACCGUGAAGAUGUGGCACCUGCUGAGACUCAACCCAAAGCUGCACAUGAUCACUGCCACGCUCCAGCGGGCGUGGACCGACAUCUCCGGCUUCAUCAUCGUCAUGAUCAUCAUGUUCCUGGCUUACUCCGUCGCUUCAAAUCUGAUGUUUGGCUGGAAGCUGUAUUCGUACAGGACCCUUAUGGACGCAGUAGUGACAAUGGUCAGCUUGCAGUUGGGCAUCUUCAACUACGAAGAGGUUCUGGACUAUAACCCUAUGUUAGGUGCUUUCCUCAUUGGCACCUGCAUUGUCUUCAUGACCUUUGUGGUGGUCAACCUCUUCAUCUCUGUCAUCCUGGUGGCAUUCAGUGAAGAACAACAGUACCACAAGCCCUCUGAAGAGGAGGAGAUUGUGGACCUUAUGCUCAUGAAGAUCUGCAGCCUCCUCGGAAUCAAGUGUAAAAAACAAGAGAAAGAUGAAGGGAAAGAAAACAACUGCACGGCCUCCGUGGGCAAAAAAGCCCCAGUGGAUUAGCAUUAUAGAUCUAUCUUCACAAAUAGUGUUGUACAACCUGAGAGAUCAUUUUCAUGAGCUGUGAACUUUCUGCCUCUCAGAUUCUCAAGUGUUUCUCUUUUAGGCUACGAUAUGAUUAAAGAUUUGAAUGCAUAUUAGACACUCUGUUUGAAAUGUUGGAAAUUUGUUUUCUCUUGUAAUUCAGAAUAUAGCUGUUUUACAGCUUUUAUGUAACAGACGAAAAAACAACUCACCCAUAAAAUGGGCCAGAAAAGAAUGCUUGAAAAACCAUGUUUCAUGCAUUACAAAUAUAUUGAUGGAAACUGUACUGUUAAGACAUGACAGAAAUGUGACUAAACAGCAGAAUGUAAUAAAGUGAUCCUGCAUUGUGCAAGGGGAAAGUGCACAUAAUUUAGAGGCUCAGAAUCCAUGGCAGACUUUAUGUUGAACUUUGCUGUAUUGGUAACAAGCAGUUUUUGUUAAUCUUAUAUCAGAUCAUUGCUUUGGGCAUAAUGGUAUCAUGUUGAAAAUGUAAAGACUGUAAUUCAAGUUUUAAGUAAUCAUGAACAUGAAAAAUAUCUUGAGGUCCUACUUUUCACCAAGUUGACGUGGAUUUAUUUUCCUGUUCAAACCAACUCCCUUCUAACAAAUCAAAAUCCCUCAUGCAUAUAUGUCAGUGCUAAAAUUCUGAAAUGAGAAUUUCAAUCCUCAACUGCAACUGUGCACUGCCCUUUCACUUGCAUUGUGACUAAAAUACUCUGAUUUACCCAGUUAUGCACUUGUCCUUUUGCUCUUUGUCAAAUGUGAUUUGCAGUUCAUAAAUUUGCACUCUAUUACUGUAGUAACUAUUAAAUAAUGU
Messenger RNA from Anguilla anguilla (European eel), 8285 nucleotides. It is a transcript of the gene pkd1l2a, whose product is annotated as polycystic kidney disease 1 like 2a. Gene Ontology annotation, molecular function: protein binding; calcium ion binding; carbohydrate binding. The transcript has 41 exons. Gene Ontology annotation, biological process: detection of mechanical stimulus. Gene Ontology annotation, cellular component: membrane. Lineage: Eukaryota; Metazoa; Chordata; Actinopteri; Anguilliformes; Anguillidae. Bases 53 to 7447 code for a protein of 2464 amino acids. The record is from RefSeq and is a predicted model, not a curated record.